UUUUGCGAAACCUGAGUUUGGCAAUAUGUACAUAUAUGUAAAAUGUAAAAUCCAUUAUAUGUAAAAUUUUAGAAAACUGUCACCAUGUCUCACCCAGCCCAGGUACAAAUGAAUACUUGUUUCCUUCAAAAACUGGCGGAGGCGGUAUGGGCCUGCUUUUUGCCCCUCAAAAACAAAACUCGUAACUGCCAAACUUACUUUGAACUGCGUUUGAACCUGCUUUUGUUUCCUUUUUUGUUUUUUUUGGCCGUGUCCUGCGCUGAAUUUUCAAUUCAAUAAAACGAUUUUCCUUAAUGUUUUUAAAGUUAAUGUGCAUUAUCGUUAAUUCCCUAUAAGAGAGUUUUACAAUUGCUUAAACAUCGGCAAACCGUGUCAUCAUGGAGGAGGAAUUACUUUCAAAAUUUUUACAAGAGACGGGAGGUCAGGCUGACUAUUUGGAAGCGAUUCCACCAAGUCAAAUUCAACAUGGGAGGCUAGUGGCUAUUCAUGACCGUGUGAGGAAUGAGGGUACUUUUCUUGUAACUUCACACUAUCCAACUUUGGCUAAUGCCGUCGCUGGAGAACCAACACCUCCUCCAGACAUUAUCUCUGAAGCCGUGCGGAUUAUUCAUAAGGGAUUAAUCAAGCUGAAAGAGGAAAUUGGUGUGCACGGGGUUGAAGUCAACAAAUUUAAUCCAGAGGAAAUCAACCGACUUAGAAGAUCUUUGGCCAUUAUGAUAUAUCUUGCACAUCGUGGAUUGUGUGGGAUGGAGGCAAAAUCUGUUCAAUUUGUCCUUGGGUCAGGAAAUGUUGGAGGAAAGGGGAAGAGUUCAAAAGCUGCGUCUGCAUUUGGUGGAAAUGACGACGCUUCUGGGAUCAAUUGGAGGAACUUACGAUCAAUGAUUAUUGAGGACUUGUUGGAAGUCUUGCAACUACCUGUAGAAAAAAUUUGGGAUGACACUGGAUAUGGGUAUAGUGUCCCAAGGAUGUUGAUCCGUACUAUGUGCAGUAACUUUAACGAAGCGUGCCUUGCAAAGGAAAACUUACGAGCUGGAGAUGAACCGUACAAAAUUUUUGCAAUUGUUGCUAAACGGUUCAAUAAAGCGGCGGAUGUGUACCAGCGAUUGUUUCCUCUUAUGAAGUACGGAGAGGAUGUUGGCAAACUGAUUUCCAGAUCUGUUGAGGUGAUGGCAAAUGACUAUGAGAUUGAUGAUGCUGUAGUAAACGCAUUUCAAACAAUAAUGACCAUCGUGGAGAGUGACAUGGGAGAGUCGAGCAAAAAUGCCGUUUUGGCUGAGAAGGGUGCCGCGCAAGUACUGGGAGAUUUGUGUGAACUAACGCCAAAAGACGUGAUUCAAAAGGCUGGAUUAUACUUGGUUCAGUUGUUGAAGGUUGAUAGCGUUUCAAUUCGUAGUGCAGCAGUUCAAGGAACUGCAAGUCUCAUGCGUUGGCUGAAGAGUACUGACGGUGGUGGGUUAGAAAAUACUGGAAAGCUAAGAACACAAAUCCUUGAUGAGAUUUUAGUCAAACAUUGCCGUGACGUUAAUUCUUUAAUUAGAUCCAAGUGUCUUCAAAUUUUGGCCAAAUUAAUUGAUGAAGCUAUCUUGGAACCGAUAGAAGUUGCAAUUUGUAUGAAUGCUGCUAUUGAUCGAAUAAAUGAUUCUGCAAUCUUAAGUAGGAAAUAUUCCAUGCUAAUUGUCAACAAUAUCUUGGCCAAAUUUCCUGGAAUUUGCAGUGCUGAAAUAAAUUACAAGAAAGAAGUGGAUUAUCACAGGAAACGGUUAUUGGAGAUAAUGGCUAAAACAUCUCCUCGUAAAAGUUACUAUACGUGUGCAAUUGUUCGAGAAUUUGCAGAACAAGUUCAAGUUGAAGAAAUCCCUCUGCCUGAUAUUUAUGAUGCUGAUGUUGAAGAAGGAAUGACAAAAGUACGCCCGUUAAUUGCUGGCCUAGUUAAAGAAGAUAAAUAUUGGGAUGCUUGUCUUAUCCUUUAUCAUUGCUUUCAAAGAUAUGGGAAAGAUGUCGGAAUUGCCGAGGCUGGAGUAGCUUCCGCCAAACCAGAGCUUUACAUAGGAUUUUUUAACAACGUUACCACGGGAAGUGGAGACUCCGUAGAUUUCACAAGCCAAAGCCAAAGGUCAAUGUUGGAAUGCUCACUCGAUCUGUCCAAGUCAAUGACAACUCAUGAAGUUGAAUUAAUGGAAAAUGAAGAAGUUAUUAAUGAACGGAAAAUACUUCAGUUUUCGCAGGGUUGCUUGAGGAUGAAACAAAAAUUGAACAGCUUGGUUGAAAAAUUAACCCUUCUUUUACAAAUUGGUCAGCCAAACGACCGUACAGAAGUUAUUGGCACUAUUGGAGAAUUAGUCCGAUGUGGAUACCCAGUAAAUGAGAAGAUUACCGGCCCUGUUGUUCAAGCUAUUGCGAUGCUAGCUAAAGAUUCUGCUGGCGCUUUGGUCCCUGCAUUCUGGAGCAUUUUCAUUGGAGACCAAGGAAUUGGAAACGUCGACAUGGUCCGCAACAUUUUCAAGAUUCUUGAUUCUGUGGAUGCUGCUACUAAGGGUCUUCUCAAACCAAUAAUCGGUGAAAUGUACGCAGUUGGAUCCCUUUCAAAACCGGCUGUAAUAAUUCUGUGGGACGCGUUCAAUCGUGCUUAUGACUCAUGGUCUGCACAUGAUGCUAAAAAUGCUAUCUUUGUUCUUGGUGCAAUUGGAAAGUGUAACAAGGAUGUGAUUACGGCAAAUUUGGGCUUUAUUUUAAAAGCUGGACUUGGCGAUGACGCCUUAAAGGACUUUGGCCUGAUUCGAUACACUCUUGAAGCAAUUUUGUUUAGUUUGAAGGCAACAAAGAAAGGAGAAAGCGAUGUGCAAACCACUCAUCGUCUAAGCAGGAACCAUGCACUUUUUGACAGACUUGUGGAAAUCCUUGUAUACGGAGUAAGUACGAAAGGAAACUGGGAAACUCAUCAACACUUUCCUCGGGUUGCCGAACUAGCUGUGCAGAUCAUAUAUAAACUCUCAUGGGAUCACAUUCCAUUUACUAACCAAAUUUUGCGUAGAAUUCCCCCCAUUGUCUUCGGGUCUUCGAAUGAAAAUCAAGAAUUUCCUAACGUUGAAAUUAAAGAUACUGAAGAAAUCUAUAUUCGAUUCAUGGCCAUUAUGACAGCUUUGUUGGGAACUCACAUUAACUACUGUGAAACGGUUGUCAUCCCAGAAAUCAAACGACGGAGAGCGUUGGAGGGGGCCAUAUCCAAACCUGACCUUGACAACAAUGUAUCUAGGUCACGUAAUUCAACUCUAGGUGGUCACACUUCAAAUGUGAAUAAUAGCUCCCGUAUUUCCGCUAGAAAUAAUUCUUCAACAAUGAGCCGUGGAGGAAAGCGAGGUCGCAAACCUGCUUCAUCAUUCUCUGCUACCCGGAAUGCAGAUGCAUUAUCGGAACUUGAGGCCGUCAUCGGAAAAUCUGCGUUUGAUGGUGAACUCGACAUUAUUAAGUCGUACAUUGAAAAGCUAUUGGAUCACGGAGCAUUUCGCCAGUUACGCCGCAUAACUCUAUACUUUUGCCAAAAUAUUACAACCAUAAAGCACCGAAAACUGAAAAUAUCAAUUGUCAACUCCUUCGCGAAGCUUAUGUUGGUCAGUGCAGAAUCCGUGGGAAAACUUAUCGAGCCGUUUAUUAACUUGUGGACCAUUGUGGACGAUGACCUGGUUAAAGUUGAAAUGCUUAAACAUCUUACGGCUUUAAAUGUCAAAUUUCCUAAUCAGAUGGAACCAUGCAAUGUGAUAAUCAAAAACGGAUUAAUGAGCGGCAAUACCCACAUCAAAAUGACAUGUUUGGAUUUCAUGGGAUAUAUGGCAUUGGGAGACAUGGUGAAAAUUCGGGAUAGUAUUGCAGAAGUAGCUUUAUGUUUAACCUCAGAAAAAUUGGUCAUACGAGAAUUGGCUCAAGAUUUCUUUGAUGUAUGCGCCGAAAAAGAUAAUGUUAUCAGCAACGCCAUACCAGAAGUUAUCUCGCAGUUGUCAAACCGUGAUGGUCUUUCACAACAAGAUUUUCAAGGCGUCAUGAAAUUUCUUCUAGUUCGUGUCAAGAAAGAAAAACAAGUUGUUGGUCUGGUUGAAACUCUGAUGAACCGUUUUAAAGGAUCAGCUCAAAAUGGACGCUUAUGGGAAGACAAUGCUUAUUGUUUGUCACAGCUUCCUCAGGGGGACAAGACGUUCAAAAUUAUUCGUGAUAAUUUACGCUUGUACACUGACAAACUAGAGAAUGAAGUUGUGUACACUUCGUUUGUUCAUAUAAUUGAAACUUUACGGCGUGGAAAUUUAAAGCCUGAUGUUAAAGCAAAAAUUGAGGAUUACGAACGAGAAUUAGAGGAACUGCGUGAAAAAUGUCUAGAAAAACAUCGCAUUGCUCAAGCUAAGAAUCGGCAGCAGGGGAAAAAUAAUAAUAAUCGAUCUAAAAGCCAGGAUGCGUCAAGCUUAAUGGAGGAGCAGAAUGCAAUGGAUGUUAGUGGAGAUGAACAAGACGAAAAUUCUGCGGAUGAAGGUGCAGAUACUGCUCAUAAAGACCAAGAUGCAGAUCCUGGUGACGAAGGUCAAGACAAAGGUGACGAAGGUGAAGAUAAAGAUGACGAAGAUAAAGAUGCUGCUCCUGACAGCACAGAUGAAGAUCCUGCUGAAGAAGAUGAUGAUUCUUCCGAUUAAAGUACAAAGAAUCAUACAAUGUGUUGGAUAAUUUAUGGUAUGAAUUUUAUGCAUGUGAAUAUGCAAAUAAGUGGGAAAAAUUUAUGAGAAUAAUAUUUGGAAGUUAUUUUUAUUCCGUAGUUAACUUAUAUUUAAUAUUCCCGUCUUUACUUGUGCAUAUGUAUAUGCUCGUUUGUUUCUUAAUAACUCAAUCCGUUUCGCGUAUUAUUGAACAAUUUCUAAUCUAUAUUAUUGGUGGGCAUGUUCCUUUUACAAAACGGCAAAAUCGUCUGAUUAUUAAAUACAUCGUUUACUCAAGUACGAAUUUAGUUGUUAUGUUAUGCUUUAAUUAAGUUGAGGCAGAUAUUGCAUAAAUGCAUAGUCAAGAAACAAUGUCUUAAUAUUGUUAUCUUGCUAUUAUUGGGUAAUAUCCUACUAUUUACACUAUUUUUAUGAUAGCAACACACAUUUAAAGUUUACACAAACAAACAUUAAUAUCACAAUUUUCCUGUCGAAUAAGGCUAAUCGAGCCUUAUCGGCAUCUUUGCUAUAUUUUUAACAUUUCAUCCCCUUCUCGAUCUCACUGUUUGAUAAUAGUAUAUAAUAAUAUUGCUUGAUAGUUCACGUAUAUAUCGUACGUCAUCAUUUUGUAUCCAGUCCAUCCUCAUCUUAUUAUUAUCGCUGAACAAUAUUUGCUACUACUUUCUAAUGAAAUGUGUAUAAUAAAUGACAACAAUAAAGUGCAUACUUAAAUACGUACAGAA
Messenger RNA from Folsomia candida, 5416 nucleotides. Its product is annotated as condensin complex subunit 1. Gene Ontology annotation, molecular function: histone binding. Gene Ontology annotation, biological process: meiotic chromosome condensation; mitotic chromosome condensation. The record is from RefSeq and is a predicted model, not a curated record. The transcript is spliced from 15 exons. Gene Ontology annotation, cellular component: condensed chromosome, centromeric region. NCBI's taxonomy places the organism in Eukaryota, Metazoa, Arthropoda, Collembola, Entomobryomorpha, Isotomidae. The coding region runs from base 378 to 4673 and encodes 1431 amino acids.